AUGGCGGCUGCGAUUGAACCACACGCAUACCUGCGGCUAAGCGGCGCUGAGUUCUGCGUCGAGCGGUGCACCUCGGCCGGCGCGUCGCCAUCAGGCACGCUUCCGGCCCUGGAGCUGGGCGGCGACCUGCUCGGCGGCGCCCAGCCGACGGACCUCGCCGCCGCGCGCGCCCUCGUCGCGGCGCUGCGCAAGGCCGGCCGCGCUGACCUUGACCUGGACGCCCACCUGCAGCCCGCGCAGCGCGCUGAGGUGGCGGCCUUCGGGCUGCUGAUCCAGACGCGGCUGGACCCCGCGACGCUGUGGACGUGCUGGCUGGAGCGGCGCGGCUUCCAGGAGUUUAGGAAGGCGAGUGCCGCAUAUGGGGACUCCCUGCCCUUCCCACUCAACUGGUUCGUCCCCUGGACGCAGCAGCGGGAGAUGCGGCGCCAGCUGGACGGCGUGGAGGGCGCAGCCGCGUUCCAGGACGCCGCCGAUGCGCUGGCGCUGCUUGGGGACCGCCUGCGCGCUUCGGGCGGGCGCUUCUUCUUCGGGGACCGGCCCAGCAGCCUCGACGCGCUGCUGUUUGGCCAUGCCGCGUUCUACCUGCACUCGCCGGUCGCAGCGCCGGUGCUGCGCAGCAAGGUCCAGGGUCAGCCGGUGCUGGUGCGGUUUGUGGAGUCAAUUCUUCAACGGGAGUUCAGCUCUGAGGCCCCCCCGCCGCCCGCCGCAGACGACGCCGGCGGCUGGUCCUCAGAAGCCCAGGGCCAGAGCCAGCAGCGGCGCGCGCCGACGGUGGAGGAGCGCCGCAUGUGGCGCGGCAGCCAGUACUGGCUGGCGGGGGCGGCGGCGGCGGUGGGCGCCUAUGUGGCGUUCAGUGGGCACUACAUCGACCUGAGUGUGGUGGAGGUGGACGAGGACGAGGGGGACGACGGGGAGGAGGAGAUGCAGCGGCACCUGGAGGAGCAGGAGGAGGAGGAAGAGGACGCCGCCGGCGACGAGUAG
This is a messenger RNA of Monoraphidium neglectum, 981 nucleotides long. RefSeq lists its product as hypothetical. Gene Ontology annotation, cellular component: SAM complex. Lineage: Eukaryota; Viridiplantae; Chlorophyta; Chlorophyceae; Sphaeropleales; Selenastraceae. The transcript is spliced from 6 exons. The record is from RefSeq and is a predicted model, not a curated record. The coding region runs from base 1 to 981 and encodes 326 amino acids.